Molecule: messenger RNA, 399 nt
Organism: Rotaria sp. Silwood2
Lineage: Eukaryota; Metazoa; Rotifera; Eurotatoria; Philodinida; Philodinidae
Source: the annotation of a GenBank genome assembly
AUGAUAAAAUCAUUACUUGUUUCUUAUCAUGAUAAUCCUUUAAUUGGCAAUCAUUUUGCAGUUAAACGAACAUUAGAUAAAAUUCAUCAACAAUUUUGGUGGUCGAAUAUGAAAAAUUCUGUUAUUGACCAUAUAAAAUCCUUUAUUGUUUGUCAAGCUUAUAAUACUAGUCGACCAGCUAAUCUUCCAAUUGAUCAUCCACCAACACCAUUUACAUUUCCUCAACAUCAUGAUUAUUUUCAUCAACGUGUUUGUAAUUUAAAACAUUAUCAAGAUGCUGUUAAACAAAAUAUUUUAAAUCAACAUAAACACUCAAAAUCCCGAUACGAUAAUUAUCGGGAAAAUUCACAAUAUGAUAUAGUUACAACAGUUUUAACUUGUAUUCUUAACAACAGAUAA